Molecule: messenger RNA, 1645 nt
Organism: Paramormyrops kingsleyae
Lineage: Eukaryota; Metazoa; Chordata; Actinopteri; Osteoglossiformes; Mormyridae
Source: RefSeq, a predicted model, not a curated record
UUUCAUCAAUCUUCCCAGCGUUCCGAUCAUGGUAGAUUGCGCUUCACUUCUACAUUGUAUCGUUUGACUGAACUAGUUACCUUUUACAUUAAGCGGAAAGGGGCGAGAAUUGUUUUUCUAUUAAACGCCGAGGACGAACAUUUUUGUCAACGUCAACUUUUAUAUGUUUUUAAAUUAAAUAAUUAGAUUUUAUAUGUUCCAGAUGUGGGCACACCGUUUCUGGUAACCCUCCACCCUGCAUCUACCGACCGUGAGAGACUCCCCAGGACGGAGGCUUGACCCCACCCCCCUCCACCCUCUGAGUGGACCAUGAACUAAAGACUCCACCGCCCCACCCAUCGCCUACAUCUGUUCUCCAUUCUUUAUUUUAUUUUAUUUCCCCUCGUAUAACGAGGGCUAAGGAGCCCCCCCCCCCCCACCACAGCUCACAGUCACCAAGCCGGAAACAUGGGGAGGAAAAAGAUCCAGAUUCAGAGGAUCACGGACGAGCGCAACAAGCAGAGCCGCACCAACGCCGACAUCAUCGAGACGUUGCGGAAGAAAGGCUUCAACGGCUGCGACAGUCCCGAGCCGGAUGGCGAGGACUCCGUCGACCAGAGUCCCCUGAACGACGACACCUACCGCAAGAACAAUGAGGAUUUGGACGUGCUGUUCAAGAGAUACAGCUCCUCGGCGGCCCCUCCUGCAUUCUCCAUGCCUGUCACUGUCCCAGUGUCCAAUCAGAGCACCCUACAGUUCAGCAACCCUGGUGCGACCUUGGUAACCACCUCCUUCGUGACUUCAUCGCUCUCGGAUCCCCGCCUACUGUCGCCACAGCAACCAGCUCUCCAGAGGAAUACAGUGUCUCCAGGGUUACCACAGAGACCAGCCAGUGCAGGCGCACUUCUAGGAGGGGACCUGAGUAACUCGAAUGGGGCCUGCCCUAGCCCAGUAGCAAACGGGUACAUCAGCGCCAGGGCUUCUCCAGGCCUCCUGUCUGUCUCCAACGGCAACAGCCUGGGGAAAGUAGUUCCGGCCAAGUCUCCGCCCCCAUCGAGCCCUCAGAUGGUGAACAGCCGUAAACCGGACCUCCGGGUCAUCACGUCCCAGAGUGGCAAGAGUCUGAUGCAGCUGACUGACGAGGAGCUGGACCUGGUGAGUGAGGUGAAUAGCUUUUGGUCACUAUGAGGUCACCAGCAUCCGCACACAGUUUCCACGGUCACCGGUGUUGUGCACUCGCCCUGACGCUGACCCAAACGCAGUUCAGCCGUCAGUGUGUCGGGUGUUUAGCGCAGUCCCACGCCCAUGUGUGCUUGUGUGUUCGCGCGCAUGUUUGCAAUGCAUGCAUGGAUAUACCCUGAUAGCCUUGCGGGGUCCUGCCCAUGUGAUGCUCUCCUGCCCAAGGCACGGAUGCCAAGUGAAGUAGAAAAAGGUUAAAGGCAUGGAGAUGUGAUGCAGAAUUAACCAGAGAACAGUUAUUUAAACUUGCAUUUAAACGAAGGGCCUAAAAACACAGGAAUGACAGGCAGAUACUUUGGAAGGGGGCGGCAGCCGUUUAACAGAGCAUGUGAACGCGCAGUGAGCUGGUAACAAAGCAUGUGAACGCGCAGUGAGCUGGUAACAAAGCAUGUGAACGCGCAGUGAGCUGGUAACAAAGCAUGUGAAC